UUAAGCUGCAUGAGAGACGGGCACAGCGGGCUGGAGCGAGUAUUGUUUUGGCGUUACAAGGCAACAACCGCCGCGGAAGAACCGCCUAGCUGAUUUCGUCAUUGGCUCCUGGGAUACCGUUUGACUCCAGUUCCCCGCCUCCCAUUGGUGCCAAAGCACAGCAGUCAGCUACGCUGGACUUCCCUUGCUGCAACUAACAAGAUGAAAAUGCGUGAGAAACUUCCCGGACAGCCCGCAGGCUGUGUGUAGAAGAAAGCUUUCUGAGGGACUGUGGCGUGUGUGGAUGUGUGUGUGAGGGGUUUAGUUCGUGACUCAUUUGUCCGGAAAAGUGCGUGAGUGGCCGGUCAGCAUCAAGUUAAAACGUAUUCCGCGAGCUGCAGGUAUCUUGUUUCCGUCGCCCUGGAAUGCUGUGCUGCUGCUGAUGCCAUAUUAGAAAAGCAGCAGGUGCGUCGAGAGGAUUGUUCUCGAUCAAGAAAAAAGCGAUACAUUGAAUGUUGAAUCAGCUGCUCUACGCCCGCGGUAGCGUCAGACCAUGACAGUCCCAGUGCAGUGACAGGGGCUGGCGAACGCUUAAGAUAAACUUGAAUCGCCGCUUGGGUAGUCGGCGUUCCUCGUGUGGAACUGUUGAGCACCAGGUGUUUGUUUAGGGUUGCUCUGUGUCUUCCUUAUUACAAAUGUAUGGAUAUUUCUAUGGUAUCGAAAUCGUGGAAAUUUCAUUGCUACUGACGUGUUUUGACGUGCUGCUGGCUUGGUGUCAGCUAGCAAUUGCUCCUGCAUGCGUCUGCUUCACGCGGCUUGACACGCACUGUCUUGCUUGAGAGAGGUCUGUGCUAUAUCUCAACAGCCGCAGCCGACCUUGACGCUCCGCUGACCGCUCGGAGGAGCUGGACGAUGAGGGUGAUAUCCGCGCCGCUUCCUGCGGGCUGCUGACCAAGAGAUGUUAACCGAACUCAGCGCGCGCAUUGCCUUUCCGUCCGUCCCGGCAGCAGGAUCGUGUCCUAAAACCGGAGAGAAACUGUUCGUCCACAAAAGCAAAUAUUUCGCCGACAUCCUUUAAGUGUAACGAGGUGAAAACCACCGACGGUCAUGUCCAAAACACUGAAGAAAAAGAAGCACUGGUCUGCGAGAGUGCAGGAGUGCGCGCUCUCAUGGGGUAGCGCCGGGGAGCUGGCCUCCUUCGUGGAGGUGCGAGGGGGCGCCGAGCGAGGGGAAUUUCCUUAUCUCGGAACUGUGCUGGCGGAUGCGAUGGUUUGCCAUGUCGGCAGAUUCCCGAGCCCUGGAGAUGUGCUGCUGGAGGUCAACGGCACUCCCGUCAGCGGACUGACUAAUCGGGACACCAUUGCUGUGAUCCGCCACUUUCGAGAGCCUGUUCGACUUAAGACUGUGAAACCCGGUAAAGUUUUGAACACUGACCUGCGUCACUACCUGAGUCUGCAGUUCCAAAAAGGCUCGUUGGACCACAAGCUGCAGCAAGUCAUCAGAGACAAUCUGUACCUGCGUACGAUACCAUGUACCACCAGGCAGCCUAGAGAGGGGGAGGUGGCUGGGGUGGACUAUAACUUCAUCAGCGUGGAGGAGUUCCGCAUCCUGGAGGAGAGUGGGCAGCUCCUGGAAAGUGGCACAUAUGAUGGGAACUACUACGGCACUCCUAAGCCGGCGCUGGAGCCUGCUGGGGAGCAAGAGGCUGAGUACGGUGGCCUGUUUGAGGAGGACUUUGGGGAGGGCCAGCGUCGGAGGACGGCGUCGGUCAGCAGGAUAGAGCGCAGCAGCUCUGCCCCUGAGGAGGACGACGACGAUGAGCUGCAACCAGCCGUGCCCAACGGCCUCACAGUGCCGGAGGAUGGCGGUGGGAGCGGCCGGCGACCGGUGCCCAGCUACACACACCCACGCAACGCACUGGAGGUGGAGCCCAGCCUGGAGCCGCUGCCGGGCAACUGGGAAAUGGCCUACACCGAGACGGGCAUGGUCUACUUCAUCGAUCACAACACCAAGACAACGACCUGGCUUGAUCCCCGACAGGCCAAGAAAGCCAAACCUCCCGAGAAGUGUGAGGAUGGAGAGCUGCCGUAUGGAUGGGAACGGAUAGAGGAUCCGCAGUAUGGAGUCUACUAUGUGGAUCACAUCAAUCAGAGGACUCAGUUUGAAAACCCGGUGGUGGAGGCCAAGAAGAAGCUGGCCCAGGAAGUGGCCGCAGCCGGACAACCCAGCCAGAACCCAGCGGAGUGUGUGUGUGGGGGUGGUGGGUUCACGCGGGACCCCGGGGCUCUGCGGGGGACUCUGCUGCGGGCCGGCCUGAGGAAGAGCGCCGGGGGCUUCGGCUUCACCAUCAUCGGCGGCGACCGGCCCGACGAGUUCCUCCAGGUCAAGAACGUCCUCAACGACGGCCCGGCCCAGUACAGCGACAUAGCACCUGGUGAUGUGAUCGUGGAGGUGGACGGCCGCUGCGUCCUGGGCAAGACCCACGCUGAGGUGGUCCAGCUCUUCCAGGCCGUGCCCGUGGGUCAGCAGACUGACCUGCUGCUCUGCCGUGGCUACCCGCUGCCCGACGACUCUGCCUCCAGCCAGGACGGCACGGCCAGCGUCGGCGGAGGGGUCAUCGGCGAGGCCAUCCCCAUUCUCCUGCCCACCGUGGACGGGCAGAUGCUGCCAGCCGACGUGCUGGUGUCCCCGGUGGAUGGCAUAGAGAGCACGCUGCUCCAGCCGCAGCUAGUGGAGGUGCCGCUGCAGAAGGGGCCCGGCGGGUUUGGCUUCGCCAUCGCCGACAGCCCGCUGGGCCAGAAGGUCAAGAUGAUCCUGGACGCGCAGAGCUGCCGUGGCCUGCUGAAGGGCGACGUCAUCAAGGAGAUCAACCGCCGCAACGUGCAGACGCUCAGCCACACGCAGGUGGUGGACCUGCUCAAGGAGCUGCCCAUAGGGGGCGCCGCCACGCUGCUGGUGCUCCGCGGAGGUCACACGUCUCCUGUGAAGUCUCUCAAGCCGAGUGCCAUGGCCUCACACCACAAGCAUGAGAAACAGGAGAAGCUAGAGAAGCAGGAUAGGAGCCCCAGUCCAGAGGUCAUGACCCCCACGGAGCCAACACCACCACCCCCACAGUCCCUCCCCUUCCCCCCUAACUUGAUUCGCUCUGCCUCUCCUAAGCUGGACCCCUCCCAGCUCUACCUCAAGUCCAAAGCCAUGCUGGAGAAUAAGCCUCCAAACACAAAGGAACUGGACGUGUUUAUCAAGCGGGACCAGGAGUCAGGCUUUGGCUUCCGGGUCCUAGGAGGAGAGGGACCGGAGCAGCCCGUGUACAUCGGUGCGAUCGUGCCCCUGGGGGCAGCGGAGCGGGACGGCCGUCUACGGGCUGGGGACGAGCUCAUCUGCAUCGAUGGCGCGCCUGUCACCGGCUGCUCGCACAAGCAGGUGUUAGACCUCAUGACCAACGCCGCCCGCAACGGCCAGGUCAUGCUGACCGUGCGCCGCAAACUCACCUACCUGGAUGGGACUGAGGAUGAGGCUGGCCAGGCUCUGUCCAGCGCUGUCCUGCCCCACAUGGCAGCCCAGGCCUACAACGUCACCCUGCAGCGCAAGGACAACGAGGGCUUCGGCUUUGUCAUCCUCACCUCAAAGAGCAAACCUCCACCUGGAGUGAUCCCUCAUAAGAUUGGCCGUAUCAUUGAGGGCAGUCCAACUGACCGCUGUGGUCAGCUGAAGGUGGGAGAUCGUAUCUCAGCUGUCAAUGGCCAGUCCAUCAUGGAGCUCUCGCACAAUGAUAUCGUCCUGCUCAUCAAGGAGGCAGGAACAGUCGUCACCCUGACAGUGGUGCCCGAAGAAGAACACAAUGGUCCAGUAUCGGGUACCAGCUCAGCAAAGGAGAGUCCAGCAGCACAACACAAAGCUAUGGGCCAGCAACCAGCCAGAGACGACAGAAAUGGAGAGGACAUGUCCUUGGUCGGAACCUUGGACGGCUCUGCACAGGGCUGUUUCCCUGUGGAGCUGCGGCGGGGUCCACGGGGCUUUGGCUUCAGCCUGAGAGGAGGUCAGGAGUACAACAUGGGCCUCUACAUACUGCGCCUGGCUGAGGAUGGACCUGCCCUCAGAGAUGGACGUAUACACGUGGGAGAUCAGAUUGUGGAGAUUAAUGGGGAGCCCACUCAGGGCAUCACUCAUACUCGUGCCAUUGAGCUCAUCCAAGCAGGCGGCUCCAGAGUCCUGCUACUGCUGCGGCCAGGCCUGGGCCUCGUACCCGACUCCAGUGUGAGAGAGAUCGUGGCCCCCUCAUCCUCUGACCUCCAGCGCAACCCAGCCAGCAGUGACCCCAAUGAGCAUGCCGCCGCCUCUUCCCCCCACGCCACCGCCGACGAUCCCCUGGCGACGCACCCCGACCACCCGGUCAACGCCAACGCCGAGUCCGGCCUCCGCGUCUCCCCCGAGCGCUCCGGGCGAGGUGGGGAGCGCUCGCGCAGCCCCCGCAAGAAAGACCGGACCACGUCCAGCUCCAGUGCCGUCGCCGCGGCACCGGUGCCGGGGGGGACAGGGGACCGGAGGGGUCCGGCCCAGCGCUCCACCAGCCCCCGGAAAAGCUCCUCUCGGCGGGAGCAGGAGGCGCAGAGGCCAGAGGAGGUGGCGAGGGAUAGGAGGCGCAGGGGAGACGAGAAGCCCGACCACAGGCACGACCGAGAGACCGGUGAGGUCCAGCCGACGGACGCCACCAAGGGAACCAGCGAGAGGCGCCGCAGGGACAAGGCAGGCCAGACGCAGACACACAAGGAGCCGGCCGGCCUUGACUCCGAUGGCGGCGGCACGCUCGGCCGAAAGACUCACCGAGACCGGGAGGCCAACAAAGAGAGGGAGAGGGAGAGAGAGGGAGGAAGGGACGGAGAGAGGAGAGAGAGGGAGGGCAAAGGAAGGGAGGGUAGGGACGGCAAGCCCAGAGCAGGAGCGGAGACCGAGGAGAGCCGGAGAGAGGCCAGGGGCUCCAACAGUAGCCUUGCGACGGAUCCCUCGGGCCGGGAUAGGAAAGCCCCGAUCACCCCUGGGCCCUGGAAGGUACCCAGCUCCUCCAGGAUCCAGUCCCAGGUAGACGGACUCUAAAGCACGACCCUCUAGAGGCUGCCACAGAGGUGGACUUCGAGCAGUGGAGGAUCUGGGGUCACUUAGUCAGUUGGACCUCUAGGCUGUGUCCAGCUGAUCAGGACGUUGCGGUUCGGCCAGGCGUGGGCUUGACACUGCCACCCACAUGAAGGAUUUCUUGUGCCAAACCCACACUCACACCAGAAGGACACUUGUACUGCUCUCCUUAUGACUCUCUCUUUCUGGGAAGGAAAAAACAAAAACACUAACUCUUCUCUCGGGACUCUGGCGAACGGCUCACCCCAGUCCUGACAAAUGAAGGAAGUUGGGCUCUCACUGCGGUGCGGGUCUGUUACUCACAACCAGGACUGUCUUUCCUCGGCUCCCAACCAGAGGUGGCCAAACCCCCAUGACCUACCACAUAUAGACCACUUCUCCGCUUCAGCUCCGGAGACAGUCUCCAGACUCCUCCAGGCUGACGCCAACCUAACUAUCUCUGAAGACCAGACACUUGUGCUCAAGCAUUAUUGUUUACUUACGUGUGUUUAUGAAAGAAAUGUGUAAUUUAUGGAAGUAAUAUAACAAAUGUAAUAUAUCGCUCUAUCUCCCUAUCUCUUUCUCUCUCUCUCUCUCUCUGUCUCUCUCUCUAUAUAUAUAUAUAUAUAUAUAUAUAUAUAUAUAUAUAUAUAUAGAGAGAGAGACAGAGAGAGAGAGAUAUAUAUAUAUAUAUAUAAAUCUAUAUUCCUGUCCAUAGCCUACUGAGCCAUGACACACAAUGCUUUAAAUGCCCUGGAGCUCCGACCAGAGCCUCUUCCUUCCUUCAGGUUUACUCCGAGUGCUGGCCUCUGGGGCUGCGCACCCAACGUGUUCCACUGGCUUGCAGGUCUGACUGACCAGAGGAGUGUAGCUUUAUUUGUAUGUUGACUACAUUUGUACCACUGGGGGUGGGGAAGGGGGCUUUACGUGUUCUCUGGACGUUGACACAAGGAAUUGACUGUCAAAAUAAAAGUGUGGUUGCAUCAAUCAUGGGGUCGGUGGAAAGGGUUUGUCAUGUUUUGAGAUUAUUAUUUUUUUCUGUUUAAUCCAGUCAGGUUUGUGUGUGUGUGUGUGUGUGUGUGUGUGUGUGUGUGUGUGUGUGUGUGCGCGCGCGCAUGUGCUUCAUGAUUUUUAAUUGUGCAUGUUUAGGUGUAUUGCACAUUUGCUUUUAGUCUUUAGCCAGCAUUAGUUUCGAAUAUAGGAUGCUGUGAAAUUGAUUCGCAAUUUAUUCAGUCACGUGUUAGUCAUGUCUGAAGUUGCCUGUAACCACGUGUCUGGAGUGCGCUUUGGAGGGGCAUGUUGGUGAGGGACGGGCGUUCCUCAUGGGUUAUGCAUGUGAAUGCAGCUUCAGGUUUCUCCUUCAAACAAGCAACACAACACUGAUACAGUGUAUAGCAUAACUGACCUGACAUGACAGGUGUUCAUGAUGUUCAUCAUGCUCUAUGCCAGCUAUCAAAAUUCUACAGUAUUUUCAACAUGUCUGACUAAUAUGCUAGCAUAAUAACCAUUCCCAAGAAGUGUCUCUCCCUUGUUGGAGCAACAAUCACAUCUCUAUAGUACACCCAAGCCCCUAGGCUGCCCUCUGCUGCUCAGCAGUAAUACUGCAUGUCAAUUUGACAAACGAUGGUUCCUGAGAGGAGAGGCGUGCCUCAAGUUAAGGGGGCAACUUAUAUCACUGGAAUUAGACAUUCCCUCUAGGUUUAUAACAGUACCAAAGGUUGCGCAAUGGUUCCCGCUCAUUAGGGGAGAAACGGACAGAAAUUACACGGGAACCUGAAGCUAUUUUUCUUACAUAGGCUAUCAAGACGAAGGCUACUCGCUGUCUACAUUGUAUAUUCAGUCCGGUGAACUCUUGACUCGAUUAUUCCUGUGACUUUACAGUGCAGCCUGCCUACUCAUCCUGUUGUGUUGCUGCAGUGUAUUUUCAGUGCCGUCUCAUGGUAGGCGUGUGUGUGGGUGUGUGUUUAUACUGUGGCCUUGCAUCGCUUUGACGGAUAAACCUGCCUCUCCGUCUCUACAUGACGCGGUGGUUGUAAAUGUUCAUUGAAGUGUACAGCACCUGUAUGAAUACUGGCCUUCACUCAGUAAAAGACUAUAGGCUAAUGUGUACAUAAGUCGCUCCAUUAUUUUUGUAAAUUAUAAGGAAGAUGAUUUAUCUACUUUAGUGAGAGUGAUAUACUGAUGUGUAAACUAGUGUCCAUGACAUCAUGCUGAUGCUGAAAUAAAGUUUUA
This is a messenger RNA of Alosa sapidissima (American shad), 7320 nucleotides long. It is a transcript of the gene magi3a, whose product is annotated as membrane associated guanylate kinase, WW and PDZ domain containing 3a. Gene Ontology annotation, molecular function: protein binding. Lineage: Eukaryota; Metazoa; Chordata; Actinopteri; Clupeiformes; Clupeidae. The record is from RefSeq and is a predicted model, not a curated record. Bases 1087 to 5073 code for a protein of 1328 amino acids. Gene Ontology annotation, cellular component: cytoplasm. The transcript has 21 exons. Gene Ontology annotation, biological process: signal transduction.